AUGGACACAGCUCUCUGCAACAAGACAAACAUAAGUGCAUCUGCCUCCUGCUCCAUGGAGUCCUCAGCGGAGAAGCUUGUGUAUCCAACUGUUUAUUCCCUUUUUUUCAUCGUGGGCUUUCCGGCUAACUGCCUGUCUCUAUAUGUCGCCUGGAUGCUGAUGAGGAAUGGGAACAAUAUGGCGGUCUACCUCGUCAACCUGUCCAUCUCUGACCUGCUCUACACCAUCACCCUGCCUGUGUGGAUUAAGCUGGCCCUGCGGAGGCCUGUGGGUGGUCUCUGCAGUGUAGUGGCUGUGAUCAUGUACAACAGCUUUUACGUCGGCUCAGGCCUCCUCUGCUGCAUCUCCGCUGAUCGCUACCUGGCAGUCGUCUACCCUCUCCACUUUCACCGUGUCCGAGAGGUGCGGACAGCAGCUCUUGUGAGUAUUGCUGUUUGGACUUUGGAGAUUGUCAUCCACAUUGUCUUGCUUAACCACACGGGGGCGCUGCAAGCUUUCUCCUCAAGAAAAUUGUGUCAGGAGUUGGGACCCAUGACACAAGAAGAUGCCAGCCUCGCUGUCACACGAGUCACCCUGGGUUUCUUGGUCCCUGUUUUCAUCAUGACGUUUUGUUUUCAGCAGAUCAUGCGUUCUCUCCGACAGAGCACCACCAUACUGACAGAGGAGCGCAGGAAAGUGGGACUGCUGUUGUUUUUCCUUCUUCUAACCUACAUUGUGGCGUUUUUGCCCUACCAGACUGUCAUGCUGCUCAGGGCCGUGCUGGAGCCCAGGGCCCAGCCUCCGGCUGCAAAACUCACAGAUCCGUACCUGGUUACAGUUGCCAUGACCACCAUAAACAGUGUGCUGGAUCCUAUAAUAUACUGUUUGAUCAGUGAGAGUGCUAGGAGAGAGAUUAGGAAAGCUCUGGAGAAAUGCUGGGGAGUUUUUGUGAGGAGAAAUUUGUCAAAAGGAAUUCAGUCAGUUUCCUAA
Plectropomus leopardus (leopard coralgrouper) is the source of this 969-nucleotide messenger RNA. NCBI's taxonomy places the organism in Eukaryota, Metazoa, Chordata, Actinopteri, Perciformes, Serranidae. The record is from RefSeq and is a predicted model, not a curated record.